AUGACUACUGUUACACCAACCGUUUUAUGGGCACAACGUUCUAACGCAGAAGAAGCGAGCAAGAAUGUGAUUUAUAUGACCAUUGAAGUCCUUGACCCAAUUAAUAUUAAGUUGGACUUAACUUCAACUAGCUUGAAGUUGACCGCUGAUUCACUGGAUAAUGGUACUCACUAUUCAUUAGACUUGGAAUUUUUUGAUGAGAUCGAUACAGAAAACUCCCAUAAGAAUACUGAAUCAGGACAUCAAAUCUAUUUGAUAUUGAGAAAGAAGAACUUGAAGGAAGAGUUUUGGCCAAGAUUGACCAAGGAAAAGUUGAAGUUACACUACAUCAAGACCGAUUUUGACAAGUGGGUUGAUGAAGAUGAACAAGAUGAGCAGCCAGAAGAAGACGACAUGUCUAACAUGAUGAACAUGGGUGGUGGUGCUGGAGGCAUGCCAGGCAUGCCAGGCAUGGGCGGUAUGCCAGGAAUGGGCGGUAUGCCAGGAAUGGGCGGUAUGCCAGGAAUGGGUGACAUGGGUGGAAUGCCAGGAAUGGGUGACAUGGGUGGAAUGCCAGGAAUGGGUGGUGCUGGCGGUGCUGGAGGAAUUGACUUCGCCCAAAUGAUGCAAAGCAUGGGUGGUGCUGGUGGCGAAGGUGGAAAUUUCGACAUCAGUCAAUUAGCCAGUCAAUUAGGCCAAGCUGGUGGAAAUGCAGGUGAAGAUGAGGGUGAAGACGAAGCUGAAGGUGAAGUAGAAGAAGUUAAAUAA
Messenger RNA from Debaryomyces fabryi, 747 nucleotides. RefSeq names its product Hsp90 cochaperone (gene SBA1). Gene Ontology annotation, biological process: chaperone-mediated protein complex assembly; protein folding. Lineage: Eukaryota; Fungi; Ascomycota; Pichiomycetes; Serinales; Debaryomycetaceae. Gene Ontology annotation, cellular component: cytosol; nucleus. The record is from RefSeq and is a predicted model, not a curated record. Gene Ontology annotation, molecular function: protein-folding chaperone binding; Hsp90 protein binding. The transcript has a single exon. The coding region runs from base 1 to 747 and encodes 248 amino acids.